CGCUAUCCUGGUGUGUGGUCCUGGGCUCCGGCUGUGCAGCGCUCACAGGGAACCUGGCAGAGUCAGGCACUCAACUCUGUCCUGCCUUUCCAAGCUAUUCUAAUCCACUGGCUUAGACUCACCGGGAGGAGUGUGUGCCUGUCUGACUUUGUUCUUCGCCAUGGCUUCUCACAAGACCUUCAGAAUCAAGCGCUUCCUGGCUAAGAAACAAAAGCAAAAUCGUCCGAUUCCACAAUGGAUUCAGAUGAAAACCGGCAAUAAAAUCAUGUACAACUCCAAGCGGAGACACUGGAGACGAACCAAAUUGGGUCUAUAAGGAACCACACACCACACGUACUUACUAAGCUGUCUGAGGGUUAUCAUUAACAUACUGUACCAGGAUCACAGCAUUACCAUUGUCUGGACAGCUGAGUAUGUUCAUUAGGAAUGUUUUCUUUCUUUCUGUGCUCUUGUGGGUUCAUUCAGUAGUUGAAUAAUAAAUAUGGGAAACCUUUUGUUUAGAAGAAAA
Molecule: messenger RNA, 508 nt
Organism: Rattus norvegicus (Norway rat)
Lineage: Eukaryota; Metazoa; Chordata; Mammalia; Rodentia; Muridae
Gene: Rpl39l1
Product: ribosomal protein L39 like 1
Exons: 3
Coding region: 161-316 (51 amino acids)
Biological process (GO): spermatogenesis; translation; cytoplasmic translation
Cellular component (GO): cytoplasm; cytosolic large ribosomal subunit; ribosome
Molecular function (GO): structural constituent of ribosome
Source: RefSeq, marked validated